This is a messenger RNA of Camelus dromedarius (Arabian camel), 3198 nucleotides long. RefSeq names its product caveolae associated protein 2 (gene CAVIN2). Lineage: Eukaryota; Metazoa; Chordata; Mammalia; Artiodactyla; Camelidae. Gene Ontology annotation, molecular function: protein kinase C binding. The coding region runs from base 313 to 1584 and encodes 423 amino acids. The transcript has 2 exons. Gene Ontology annotation, cellular component: caveola; cytoplasm. The record is from RefSeq and is a predicted model, not a curated record.
GGCACAGGAAAGAAAAGCUAAACCUGCAGGAAAGUGCCCUGGGCCGAGGAGAACGCGGUUAGGAAGUGUGUGUGUGCCUCUGAACCCUGAGUGGUUCUCAGUUCUGUAUCCUUCGCCUCCCACUGGGUGGAGUAGGCCUUUUAAGAGCAGCUGGAAUGCAGUUCCCCUGAUCAGUGUAGCCAGUUGUUGCCCGUCUGAACCUCUGCCAGUCCUAGAGAGCGGUGCUCUGAGCGCAAACCAGCGGGCCACGCUCUGCACCCUCACCACCUUCCUUCUCACCGGAGUCAGAAUAACGUUCCCACCCAUCCAGCCAUGGGGGAGGACGCUGCACAAGCUGAAAAGUUCCAGCACCCAGGGCCUGACAUGCGGCAGAAGCCAGCCAGCUCCAGCCCGGUGCCUUCCUCCACGCCGAGCCCCAGUCUGAACCCGGGGAGCACGGAGGAGGCCAUCCGGGACAACUCGCAGGUGAACGCAGUCACAGUGCUCACGCUCCUGGACAAGCUGGUGAACAUGCUGGACGCCGUGCAGGAGAACCAGCACAAGAUGGAGCAGCGUCAGAUCAGCCUGGAGGGCUCCGUGAAGGGCAUCCAGAACGACCUCACCAAGCUCUCCAAGUACCAGGCCUCCACCAGCAACACGGUGAGCAAGCUGCUGGAAAAGUCCCGCAAGGUCAGCGCUCACACGCGGGCCGUCAAGGAGCGCAUGGAGAGGCAGUGCGCGCAGGUGAAGCGGCUGGAGAACAACCACGCCCAGCUCCUCAGACGCAACCAUUUCAAAGUGCUCAUCUUCCAGGAAGAAAAUGAGAUCCCUGCCAGUGUGUUUGUGAAGGAGCCGGUUUCCAGCCCAGCGGAAGGGAAGGAGGAGCCAGCUGACGAAAACAAGUCCCUGCAGGAAGCUUUGCACACAGUGGACCUCUCAUCUGAUGAUGAAUUGCCCCACGACGAGGAGGCCCUGGAAGACAGUGCUGACGAAAAGAUGGAAGAAAGUAGGGCAGAAAAAAUAAAAAGAUCCAGUCUCCGGAAAGUGGAUAGCCUCAAGAAAGCCUUUUCUCGCCAGAACAUUGAGAAAAAGAUGAACAAGCUAGGGACAAAAAUCGUAUCUGUAGAGAGGAGAGAGAAGAUUAAGAAAUCUCUCACUUCCAAUCACCAAAAAAUGUCCUCGGGGAAAAGCUCUCCCUUCAAGGUUUCUCCCCUCACUUUUGGUCGAAAGAAAGUCCGAGAGGGAGAAAGCCCUGCAGAAAAUGAAACCAGGUCAGAAGACAUGCCCAGCAGUGAGAUGCCCAACGACCACGAGGAGAGCUCGUUUGCAGAGGGUCUUUCCGAAGUCUCCCUCACCAGUGCCCUGGCGGAAGGGAAGAGCGUGGACGGGGAUGCGGACAGGGCGGCCUCGAGAGGGAGUCACUCGGCUGUGGACAGCAACAUCGACCUGACCAUCGUGGAAGAUGAAGAGGAGGAGUCGGUGGCCCUGGAGCAGGCACAGCUGGUGCGCUACGCAGGAGACUACGUGCUGACCUCCGAGGAGGCGGAGCAGUCGGAGGAGCAGCCUGUGCAGCCGGCGGUCCUCCAGGUGGACCAGACCGCCUAAACGCACAGCCUGCUGCGCCCGGCCUGCGCUUUCAGUUAGGGGCGUAGCCGGAGCCUAGAAACGAACUCCUGAGCAUCUCCAGCACUACGCAUUCACACCCGUCACUGUCCAGGCAGUCAUCAGUUACUACACAGUAGCAGCACACACGUGACCAAGACUUACUAAGAAGGCAGCCUAUCAGGGUCUACACUUCUAAUUUACUCUCAGGUUCCAUUUCGGUAGUUCUUUAAGAUUGCCCAGAAGAAACGGAGCAGUCGCAUAACACCGAUCAAUUCGGCUUAGUCAGAAAAACCAGAGGCUAUGUAAGAUACUAAUCAUGAAUGUGAUUCAUUUUUUGUCAUUCCAUAAGCUCAAUGAAUUGUACCAGUAAUAUACUGAAUUUCCAUAGAACUCUGUAAAUCUAUAGUCUUCAAGUGUGUGAUACAUAAUACACAUACGUAUUUUAGCUAAAGAGGUAACUACUUGUAUCUCUUAAGAAGAAAACACUUUUCUUAAAAGGUGGAAGAGAAAGUUCAGUUGAUCAUUCACAUAGUGGAAACUAAUGUUUAUUGAAAGUGAAGGAGAAAUUGAAAGACUAUGAUAAUCAGCUAAUGAAGUAAGAUAUGUAGAAAAGUUGAGAUGAUUAGAUAAAAAAACUAAGGAGACUUCGGAAAAUAAGAGAAACAGGAAACCAAGACUGCCAAAGAGAAUGAAGACAGAAAAAAGUAUAUGCUCAAAAGCGAAACUUUUACAGUAUUAGUUCAAGCAUUUCACUCUAUAUAACAACACUAAAGAAGUUCAUAUAUUGUGGAUAAUAUGUUAUCUCUUCACAGUAUUUUUAUUUUCCAAUGUUUUCAAAUAAUAUAAAAACACUUUGCUCUGUUAAAGCUGCAUUUUUCUUAAUAAAUAAAAGACAUUACAAGUAUUUCUCUAAGGAAGUUCAAAAGGAUGUUGUCUCUUUAACACUGGAAUGAACAUAAAUCUUCAAAAUUAGUACAUACUGCCUUUUGUAGGAAGUUGGGUCAUAGUAUUCUUUAACGUUUUCCAAAUUUGAUAUAAUCCUUACACUCCAAAUGAUGUAAUGUGGGUUUAUAAGAUGUCAGAAUCAACAGGUUUAAGAAGGAAAAGAUUCUGUUUUUCCUUUUUUUGUACAUAAUGGUAAUUUCAUUGCAGUUUUAUUUAUAUAGUCAUUUCACAGAAUAUUAAUGUGUUUCUUAACUUCUUAAAGCAUGCUAGUGUUUAUGUACAUGUGCACAGUUACUCAGAGUAAUUUUUACUACCACCUAACAUUAUACUAAAGUAUUGUUUUAUCUAUUUUUAAUUACAGAAUGGUAAUGUUUUGAGAAAACGAUUAUAGUUUAAAGACAGUUGUACCAGAGAGCAAAUUCCCUUCCUUUAGUAUGCACCACUCACUAUAAGUAACCUUACAAAUAUAGAUAAUCCAAGACAGUAUUAACAAACUAUGCUUUGUCUUAGAAAAGAUACAGAAUUAACAGAUGUAUUUUGUUGCCUCACUGAUACAGCUAUAUUAUUAUUUUGCAAUAAUGUACCCCAAAUAUUAGAUUAUUGAACUAACACUGGCUAUGUUAAAGAAGACUAAAUAAACCAAAAAAUAAAAAGUAUAUAAAAAUGUCA